Ylistrum balloti is the source of this 4177-nucleotide messenger RNA. RefSeq names its product protein FAM110B-like. Bases 264 to 1478 code for a protein of 404 amino acids. The record is from RefSeq and is a predicted model, not a curated record. The transcript is spliced from 5 exons. Lineage: Eukaryota; Metazoa; Mollusca; Bivalvia; Pectinida; Pectinidae.
CAUAACUGAUGGUCACUCUGCUGUUAAAUCACUGUUUUCACUUACAGGGAUCACAGCAUCACAAUGGAAGUGAGAGAAAAUACAUAUUGAAGAGAGUCGAAAGGGUUACCUAGUGUAUAGAGUGGCAGGGACAGGUAACAGUCAUGAGGCAGGUGUGAGGAUCAUCUCACGACCAGAUAAGGUUCCUGUAUGACAGAAUACACUGACCAAUCACCUUCUACCCACCAAGGACUGUAUCAGUCAAGUUUUGACCUUUGGUCAUCAUGGCAGUGCAGACAUCCAUUACAAUGACACCUGAUCGAAUACGUAACAAGGGUCCAGACUUCCUGAGACAUCAUGUCAACAGCAACAAUAACAACAACAUAUUUGCUCAUCGACGGAAGAGCGCAGUAGAGCUGUUGGAAGCUUCUAAGAGUGAAUACGUGAAGAGUCGGAGUGUCUUAAAAACAAAGCAGGAACUGAAACAUCCUGAGAAUCUCCACAUUGGAAAGCCAAAGACUAGUUGUCUGGGACGGUCCAAAUCAGAAUACUCCCUGGCCUUGGGAGACUCGGAACGGAAUGGAAACUGCAUUGUUGGAGGACCAGCAGUCACAGGGUCUACAUGUGGUGAAAGAGAAAAAACCAAGUCUCGCCCCCCUGACCUACCGCCAAAGCCUUCAAAAGGUACUAUCCCCAGUAUAACUGCACGAUUAAAUCAGGUACUCCAGUGUGAAACAAGUGACUCAUCCAAAAUCAAUACUUUGGAAAAUGGUCGACCUCGAUCCAUCAGUGCCAAUUCUGCGUCUUCAAAUUGUCUAAGUGACAAAUCUGACCAAAGUAAUAACAACUGUAUCAGGAGUAGAACAGACUCAAAAAAGAUGAAUUCAAAAUCAAAUGAUGGUGAAAUUGAGCCAAAACCAUCCCGGUCAAAGGAUCCUGAACGGCCACCAAGGUCAAGGGACUGCCUUUUACCCUCCACCUAUCAGUCCCUAAGUACAUCAGUCACAGUGCUAGUGGAAAAGCGAUGUGCUGGGUCCGCAACCACACACACUCCAACGGACACAGCUAUCUUACGAAGGAAGAAAAAAACUCUUCACAGGUCUCAGUCUGACCUUAGUUGUCGACAUUCCAGGAAUAGUUCUGAUUUUUCAGAUCUUAGUUCCAGACUUUCCCGCACAAGUACGGAACUAGAACGCUUCUUCAAUGAAAUGGGUAUAGACAAGAGUGUGUUGGAUCCAAUGAUGAAAUUACAACACAACCAUAAAAAAGAGAGUGACUAUUUUGAGAGUUUAAGUUCCUUGGAACUGGGUUCUGAGGACCGCAGUUCAUUGAGUGGAGUGUCCCAAGGUGCAAAAAGUCAAACAGACAAGGAUAAAAAGGAGGAUAUAAAGGAACGUAGCUCGUCCCAAGGAACACAAGUGGAGAAAAAUGCACGCAUAAUUAAAUGGUUGUGUAAUGUGAAGAAAGCAAGAUUUCCUCCCCCCCAGCAAGCAUCCUAACAUUAACUUCAUGUCAUAGUAUAGUUUUCAGCUUGUGAGUUUCAGAGUGAGAAAUGCAUUAACCAAGACAAGUGAAGAUUUUACUGAGCAUCAUGAACCUGCUUGACAACUGGAAAAGUUUAUUAUCUUGUGUUAUAGUGAGAAAAAUGUCAAAAUUAAGAAUAUUUUUUUAAAUGUCAUACCUAUACUUGCCAACACUCCUUCUUGGAGGAAGUCUUAUGGUUUUUGGCCCUAACUUUAGACAUGAAUCAUCUUUAAAUUACUUGUUUAUAAUUUCAAAUCUAUCCAGAUGGAGCAACUCUAACUCUAGUGAUUUAAAAAUGCAUUUUUCUGUGGCUUGAUGAUUUGAACAAAUGUUCAUAAUAGUUCUAAAAAUGUGGCAAGCAUUUGUCAGUUUGCUCGUUAAAUAAUUCAAAGAGAAAUAUGAGGAUUUUUUAAGAUGAUGAAGAUUUUUGGAAAAUGGUCAGAGCUUGAUGUGGAUGUUCCAUCAGUAAAAAAUACUAGUAAAUAUUACACUUGAUGAUAACAGGUAUGUAUUAAUCCACUUGAAACACCAGCAUUUUGUUAUUAGCGCAUUGGUUCAGUUUAAACUUCUAGGGAGGAAAAUUCAAUGAACAUUUGAUGUUACCUCUUCCCUUGCCAAAUGAACAAUGAUAUGCACUGUACAAGAACUUUCUGUCAUCUAUCACUGUACACAGAAUGGAAAUUAGACACUUGCCAAAAUACAUACUUGUAUUUACAGUCUGUAGAAAAUAUUUAUCACACUUCAAAAUGAAACGAUCCUUGAUUCUGGUUAUAAUGUCGAUUUUCUACUGGCAGUGAUAUAUUGGUUUUGUUUAAAUAUUGCACAAAGUGCUCAGAUACAUAACAUGUAAGCCACUGCAAUAUUUUUUCUUCUCUUACUACAUACACCAAUGCAGUUUUUUGCAUACAGGACCUAUAUAUACAUAUCCAUGUUUGAUUUCUUGGGGGGAGAGGAGGGGUUAAUAGUAGGGAUAAAAUUAUCUUAUCAUUACUCAGUUAUCACUGUUGUGACAUCUUUACUGUCAUGUGUUAAAAAUUGUUAAUACCAGUCAGUGAUGUGACUUCAUUGUGUAAUUUGUUUCAUUUUCCAUGUCAAUAUCCUUGUGAUUACCUUUUGUAUUGUGAUAUAUAACAGUGAAGUCAUAUUGUUGAUAUGUUAGAUUUUGGAUCAUCUUAAAGAGAAGAUUUCACAAGAUGCGAGAUUUAUGAAACUUGUUACAAUUUAUUCUUUUUAGCAAGCCUCAGGUAUGCAUGAAUAUUUUUUUUAGGCUUUCAUAACUCUCAUUAUUUAAUUGAAAGUCCUAUCUUUCUACUUAAAAGAUGUAUGUAAAGAAUGUAUAUACUAGUUUUAUUUUCACAACACCGAGACCCUAUGAUUUCAACAUGACUUUAUAUAGAUACUGGGAUUGACACUUAUAAAUCAUUUUAUUUCAACACUUUGAAAUUUUAUAUAUACUUUCCAGAUAAUUGUGAAAUCACUUCUGCAUGAACACUUCCAGAUAUGUGGGUUAGCUAUUUGUACCUCUGAUGUCUACCAAUGUUAUGGACACACAAUUUAAAAAGCUAUUGAUAAUGAAUGGCACAUUUUGUUUUGUAAACAGGAACAUUUUGCAUGUCUCAUUGUUUUAGUGGGGAUGAGUGGUCCCACAGUUAAAUGUCAUGUUAUAUGUAAGCCAAUCUCGACUAUCAUAAAUGUAGGUUAUUUACUGUAAUGAUGGAGAGUGCCUUUUAUUAACUUUCCCAUUUUCAUUUCAUAUUAUUGGUGUAGAUUUAGUUUAUGGUGGGAUCUACGAAACUACAUAAUAGUUCAAGUGUUUGAAUAUCUGUGAGUGAUGUGCGUAAUUUGAAUGUUCAUGAGCCAACAGAAGAUAAUAAGAAAGUUGAAUCAUAUCUAAAGCUGAGGAAUAGCUUCACUAGAAUCAAGUAGUUGCAAUGUACACUUUACGUACACAAAAUGUCAUUAAGGAUGCUUUGUUUAUUGUGUAAAAAUAAAUGAAUCUCUUGCACAUUUAGCACUAAAAGUGUCUAUAUCAAUAGAUUGUAUACUUCAGCUAGGCCUGUCAUAUUUACACAAGAGCGUUUAAACUAAAUUUCAUCUAAUAGGUUUGAAUUUACUUUGAAAUGAUCCGUUAUAAAUAUGAGAAACUAUUUAACUGUUACAAAUGUGUAAUUUCAGUAGUUUGUGACUAUUUUUUUAAUCUAUGAUUCAUCAAAAACUGAAGAUUCAUUUUGAACCAUAAUUCAGCGUUCGUUGUACAUUGUACAAUUCAUGUAUGUAUGAGGUCUUGCCAUACUGUAAUACAGGUCGUGGCAGAAAUUUCUGCAUGCUAAACUUGAUCAAUUGAUCAUGUUAAAAAGCAUUAUGUUAUAUUAUUGCCAUCUCAUGAACUGUAGGGGACCCUAAUUAAUUAACUGGAAAUUGGUACAUGUGUAAUCAUAUCAAUUGUGUAUAGAAAUGGAUUAUAAAAUAUGAUUGUACUAAUAUUCUAAUCUGAUGUUCAAGACCAAAGACUAUGGAAGUUUGUUUUGUAUACAAGUUUUUUUUUUUGUAAACAUUUCAAAUUAAGGUCAGUUUGUGGCAAGCAAAUGACAACUAAGAAGAUAUAAUACAAAUAAAUACAGAUCUGUAAAUUGACAUAUUUAUGCAAUAUCUAACAAUAAAGAUUAAAUCAAUA